Aspergillus candidus is the source of this 812-nucleotide messenger RNA. RefSeq lists its product as uncharacterized. The coding region runs from base 117 to 698 and encodes 193 amino acids. Lineage: Eukaryota; Fungi; Ascomycota; Eurotiomycetes; Eurotiales; Aspergillaceae. The record is from RefSeq and is a predicted model, not a curated record. The transcript has 3 exons.
CGGUCUUUGAUCCGGGUCAACUCCUGCACGACCCUGCAUAACCUACAGAACGAGAGGGUAGAGCAGACAAGCGUAAAACGCUAGACGCUAGCCCCGCUCUUGCAAUCGGCUGACAUAUGUCCUCGCAAUGCGGCAGGUUGGACGAGAGAAAGGAGAGAAAAGAGAAAAGGGAAAAGAGACAGCAUUCGACUCUAUACUCCUUCCCGCACAUCUUCUUUCCCGUCCCUAUGCAAUUACCCGAGACAAUCGCUCUCUUGCCGUUGGCAGCUGGACGACGUGCGACGAGGGCAGUGGGACGAGGACGGGCGGUAUUCAAACCAACGUGCGACGACGACUCCACUGCUCUUUUUUUGUUUUUUUAUCUUGAAGAUUUGAUUUUUUUUUUGCAAUCGGUCACGGGCCAUCAAUUAUCGUCUGAGCCGAGAUCGGGUCUUGCGCGGUACAUAGUUAGUACACAGUACAUAACUAGUACAAGGCACCCUACUCGCAUGCCGUGUGAGACGGACGACGACGUUCUCGAUCUGAACCGCCCGUACUCCAAGACUUCUGCGUCCACGUCCCGUCGAAGACUUGUAUCGCCUCUGAGGGUUCGUCUGUCGGAUCGUCGGGGUGGACCUGGAUGCGGAUGGACCCGGUUAAGCGUUGCUUUAGCCAGCCAUGCGAAUGAUUGUCGGGUGCAGGGGCCCAGCCGGUUUUGAGUCUGGGUCCACUUGUCUUGUGUCGAACGGCCAUGUUGGAUUUAAUUCCAGACGUGAACGGAACCUCCAUUCCAAGGUGACAGAUUGACGACAGAACCAUCUACACAAUGAUAU